This is a messenger RNA of Phytophthora infestans T30-4, 1740 nucleotides long. RefSeq names its product NADH ubiquinone oxidoreductase subunit, putative. Lineage: Eukaryota; Oomycota; Peronosporomycetes; Peronosporales; Peronosporaceae. The coding region runs from base 48 to 728 and encodes 226 amino acids. The transcript has a single exon. Gene Ontology annotation, cellular component: membrane. Gene Ontology annotation, biological process: mitochondrial respiratory chain complex I assembly; response to oxidative stress. The record is from RefSeq and is a predicted model, not a curated record.
GAAGGCCAAAAUUUGCGGCUCUGAACGCUCUCAGUCUCAAGAAGAGUAUGGUCAUUGCUAGUGGUCGACACUCGGCGCUCGCUCUGGGCGGGCGUCUGAUCCAGCGUCAGUCAGUGGCACUCGUAAAGUCGAUGCAGACACGCUCGUUCUACACGGUGUUUGAAAAGUACCUGGAGGCGAACAAGCGCUACGGCUGGAAGGGCGCGUUGUGGAAACUCUACAAUCCAGGUGACGUCAAGUUCGGACGCUUUGUGGGCGAAGACGAGAACGGAUUCAAGUACUACGAGGACCCUACCGAAGUGUACGGACAGCACCGCUGGACUGAGUACAAGGUGGACUCGUGGGACGAGGUGGAAGGAACGCUCAUUGGUCCUCAAUGGCACCUGUGGAUGCACCACGUGACGGACUCACUUCCAGGUGAGGGCGGUCAACUUCCGGAGAACUGGGAGAAGCGUGAGACCGUGGCGCACUCGGACGCGCCCUAUGUUAACCACCUGGGCCAGGAUGUGCUGUACUACCCCAACAAGACCCUCUACCGCUCGCGUGGUUACAACGUGGGAAGUGUGGCUAUCAAUGCGGACGAGCCUGACCAGUACUACAUGCAGCCCGGACACCUGCGUCGCACACGCAAGCGUAAGGCGCACUACUUUGCCGACGUGGACUACAACAAUCCGGAAUACUCGGACGAGAGCCGCGCCGAUUCACUGCGUCCCGCCGACAUCAACUAAGGAGAGUGACAGACCAGCAUAAGGCAAUGAAAAAGGCACCCACACGAGAAAGUAGCAGUUGCGGCUGCCAUCCAAACGCCAAUAACGCAAGCUUUCGCUUCAUUUAUUAUGCCGCUUGACCUUCGUACCAAGCCCCUUUGCAUCCAAAAAAAAUCAUUAAGUAGUCCGACGAAGAAGCCGCGCACUUGUCAGCACAAGCGCACUGCUAAAUACAUACACUUGCGAGUCGUCAUGUUGACCUCUUGAAGCUAAAUGGCGAUCUCGCUGCAGCCGUCCUUGGCCUCCAAGUUCAUUGCGAUGAGCGAACCGGAGCGUGCCGUGUUGGCGCUGUCUGAAAACUCAGUCGACGCGCGUUCGGACGAAACAUCCUCACCGUAGUCGCUGUCGUCGGCACUUGAAAGCUGUUGCAGCAAGGGCAUCGAAGAGACGUACGCCGAGCCUCGAGCUGAUGUGGCCACACUGUCUCUGGUCGACGUAGACGAGAUCGACGACUCGGACAGGAACGAAGCGGUCGACAUGGCGUUCGGGUCUUCCACUGAACUCCGCGUCGACGCAGACGCCGACAUCUUCUCUCCCGACAAGUUCGGGAUCGUGUCAUACACAGAUCCUGUCCGCUUGCCACGGCCAGCUACAGGCGAGUCCGGACCCAUGCUUUCCUCAGAGGCACGGACAAUGGUCGGUGUCGGACGAGAUGCCGGCGCAGGUGCCGGUCGUGUCGGAAGUGGCGCCAAGAAACUGUGGUUGUCAUUGUCCGGUCCCAUGCUGACGUUCAUUUCGUUCUGACUGGCGGUGCUCUGUGUGAAGUCUGCGUGCAUCGCCAGGGGCGCUUGGUUGUGCGCGUUCAUGUCAACUUUGCCGUGUGCAUUUGUGGCCGUCACCAAUUCUGCGUACUCGUCCGGAGCCGAAAGUUUCCGGCCACGGGUCUGAUUGCUGGGUCCCCGGCCACUUGCUGUUGCUCCGUUGCCGAUCAAACCCGUAAGAUGGAACGUUGUACUGUCAUUACUGCGUGCCG